Molecule: messenger RNA, 3422 nt
Organism: Symsagittifera roscoffensis
Lineage: Eukaryota; Metazoa; Xenacoelomorpha; Acoela; Convolutidae
Product: ena/VASP-like protein
Exons: 11
Coding region: 59-1798 (579 amino acids)
Source: RefSeq, a predicted model, not a curated record
CUUAUUAAAUAGAUUUAGUCUGGCGAAAUUAAUAUGAUUGAUUGCUGAAAUAUUCAAAAUGACGAACAGUGAGCAUUCAAUCGCGCAAGCUGAGGCUUCCAUCAUGAUGUAUGAUGAGCCGAAGAAGCGUUGGCAGCCAAUUCUUCCGGGGAAUACUUUGUCCUCUGUAAAUGUGACUCAUCAUAUUACAAGCAAUACAUUCAAAAUUGUCGGUCGCAGUACUACAACUCGCGAGGUAAUAAUUUCGUGCAAUAUUGUGAAAAAUCUGAAGUACAAUCAAGCCACUGCCACGUUCCAUCAAUGGAGAGAUCAGAAAACGAUAUUUGGCCUGAACUUCCCCUCAAACGACGACGCUGACAAUUUUGCUUUGGGAAUUAGAAAUGCUCUGGAAAUAUUAUCACGAGAUGUGCCUGCUCACAUAACACAACAGAUGCCUCCUCCUUCGCAGCCACCCGCGCUGCCCCCUCGAAAAAACUCAUCGCCACACGUGAUGCAAAUGCUGGAGCCUAAGUACAUAAACGUCGACGACAACAUCAUAGAGAAGAUAAGAGAAAAGGACAACGCUAUGACUAAACAUCUUUGCUCGGGCGAUGCUUCAUCUAACGAGAACUCAAUCUACGAUCCGGUCAUGAUUCCAACUGAGCACAGUCGAGACAUGUAUUCCCAGAACGGAGGUGCUUCUGGUCAUAACUUAAGUUACUCGUCUCCCGGACAGCAAAAUAACAGCGCCAACAAUAAUACUCACCACAGAGUGGGAAGUUACAAUAAAAGUCAUACGGGUUCAAAUAGCAAUCUGGGUAUUGGACAAUACGGAGACGAUGCUGAUGAUAGAGUGUCAAUUUACAGCACUAGUACCAACAGUAGCAAUUCCAGUGGUGCCGGCAACCAACAUGCUGUAGACUACGCCCUCUCCUCGGCAGCCUUCCCCCCACCAGCCCCACACUCUAACACUACCCCUCAGUCGGCUGCUGCUAACACGCAUCAUAGAGGAUCAUCCACCGGAUCAGCAGGUGCCGCGGAAGCUGCUAAAUGCAUAAACCCACCCACUGGAGGACCCAUUGCCCCCUCACAAUACAUCCCAGCUCCUCCUCAACCCCCACCUCCACAGUCAGCACCCGCACCCCCGGCAGCACCCACACCCCCCAACAACAUCCCGGUGCCUCCCCCUGCGCCGCCGCCGAUGCCCGCAGAUGACUCACCGGAAUCAGAUGCUCCCCAGGGAUCGUUUGCAGCCAUGUUGGCAGGAGUAAAACUGAAGAAAACGAACAAGGCGGAUGACUCUUCUGUAACACCAAGUGGGACCCUGAAACACGCCGCCACCUCUGCUGCAACUCCCUCAACCCCCAAAGCAGCCCCAGUUGCGAGUAGUGCAGCAGGGGGAGGAGGAGGUGGUGGAUUCAUGAGCGAAAUGAGUAAACUACUCGCCAAAAGAAAGCAAAUAGCUGAGGGAGAAUCAAGUGGAAGUUCUUCGCAGCCAUCCACUCUUAAAUCUGCAGAGCCCUCUCGAAAGAGUGAAUCAGUGAUCUCGAGCGUCCCAAUGGCAGUCGGAUCCCUGAACAGACGCAAGUCCAUCAACCCCUCAGAAAUCACCCACUCCUCCACCCCCCUCUCCUUGCACUCUGGGGGGUCUAGCUUGACUUCUGCGAACUCAUCCUCAGUCGGUGCUGUGGGCAGUACUAAUGCGGCGACGACAGCUGCAAUUGAAUCAAUGAAGCAAGAAAUACUGGCAACUGUGAGAGCAGAGAUCCAAGCUGCGAAGCUGGAGAUACUUCAAGCCAUACGUGCUCAGAACCGAUAGUGCUGCAAACUGAAAGAAUGAUUAGAACCAGAAACUCUUCUACAAAUUACGUCACCUAAUUCCUCCGUCUCUUCUGUUUCUCUCUGGCUGAAUCAGCACGUGCAAUCCAAUCUAUUUCUUCAUUUUGUCCGCCCACUAGGAAAUUACUCUAUAUUUUGUACCCCUUUAAAUUACUCUGAUUCUGUCUACCACAUUUACAUGAUGACAAACAGCUGCAAGUUAAACUUUCGAAGGAAGCAAACCAAUUGAUGCGAAUAUGAUGUCGAAACAGAAGGAACUAUUGAUGCAAACAUCACGUCAAAAACAUGCAGAAACUUCAUUUUCAAUUCAAUUUCCAAAAACUCAUGAUUAUAACGAUAAAAUCUUAUUUCAAAUUAGAUCAGACUGCUAAUAUCUGAAAUUUAAUCGAUGUAGUCAAACUAUGAGGCAUUGCUACAAAUAACUUGAACUUUUUUCUUUGUCCCAUUAUGACUUUUGUAACUCCUUUGCCAUGGCCGAUAUUGAAAAUAUUCUAUUCUCAUUUUUAUCUUUUCUAUGAUAUUUUCGAGGUGCUACUACUGUAUUCAUGUGAUGAUGCUUAAAUAUUUCAACACGAUGGCCUUUUUGUAUGGUAUUUUAUUUUGUCCACAAGUCUGCUGUGAAGUGAAAUAAUCAAAUACUCGCCUAGUGAUAUGUUGUUAAAACAUUAAUCGAUGUAUAUUGCGUGCAAAAUCUGAUAUUGAAUUUUUGAAAACGAAAUCUAUGCGAAAGAAGGUAAAAAAGCCCAUUUAACAUCCAUGAAUUUCUUUUGAAAAGUUCGUACAAUUAAGAGUUACAAAUUAACGAAACUCGCAUGUUUAAAAAAAACAAUAUGGUUGUUCUGCUGGAAGCUUAAAGCGUGAACCGGAAAAGUUUGAGACUUGCGGUAAUUUUGGUAAAUGGGCGCAAUUGCAUCGAUUUAUUAAAAACAAAUGAAUUGUCGCGUAAUUCUUAUUUUCGAAGUUCCAUUGUUAUGAAACGAAAAGUAAUCAAUAUUUAAAAUUAUAAGGUCAUGAACCUUUUUUGUACAUUCCUUUCAUUCUGAAUGAUAAGAACUUUUUUGCCAUUACGGUCGUGUGCAGUGUUUGAUUUUCACAUCAAGUCAAUUUUUUGAAUCAGGCACUAAAACCAAUUAUAAAUAUGAUCUUAGUACCAACUAGUUUAUUAUAUUUUACUUUGCAAAUUUCCAUCAAAUUUUGUACAAAAUAGCUAAUUGCAAAUAUUGUGUAUGGCCUGAAAACAACUUCUUUAAUGGUCCGAAUUAAAUUCUGAUCUUCAAUUCAUUCUCGAGAAGUGUGAAAUAAUUUUAAUUUUUUCCGAAACGUCUGCCUGAAUGAAGUGUUCUGCUCCCAAAGAAAAAUUUCGUUUGGAUGAUGAAAAUUAAUCAAAUAUAUAUUUUCGAAAACUGAUUAUAGCUUUCACUAUAACUUAUUUGACCCACAUCUCUAUAUUUAAUUAGGUAAAUAAGAAGAAUUAUGAGCUGGAAUGUGAGUCUAAAACACUGCAGUGAUUAAAUAUUUGUUACUUCUUUUUCAUGGGUAACUUUUUUCUAUCAUAUUUUGUAGAUAAGUUACUUUUUCCAUUUGCAGAUAACUUUGCAUAGUUU